This is a messenger RNA of Phalaenopsis equestris, 3553 nucleotides long. RefSeq names its product alpha,alpha-trehalose-phosphate synthase [UDP-forming] 1-like. The transcript is spliced from 18 exons. The record is from RefSeq and is a predicted model, not a curated record. Gene Ontology annotation, biological process: trehalose biosynthetic process. Lineage: Eukaryota; Viridiplantae; Streptophyta; Magnoliopsida; Asparagales; Orchidaceae. Gene Ontology annotation, cellular component: cytosol. Bases 398 to 3367 code for a protein of 989 amino acids. Gene Ontology annotation, molecular function: alpha,alpha-trehalose-phosphate synthase (UDP-forming) activity.
CUGCCGGGUUAAAGAGUUGGGGGUUUUAGGGGGUACGGUGUUGAUCUGGAAUUAAUGAUUCGGGGUUCGACUUUGAUACGUUCGUGUCUGUGAUCUGAGUGUGAGGAGGAAACAUUCGUCCCAAAUGGGGCUGGUUAUACGGAAGAAGGAAGGAGGACGGGAAAAGGAUCACUGACUGUCUUCGCCCCCACUACUCUCCUCCUCUUUACCCUUACAUUCUCUCUCUUGUUUCUCUUUCUAUAUCUCUAUCGCGGCCCCGUUUCUUUAAUCGCGCGCUCGACAUCUGGAUAGAUUGGUUUAUGUCAGAUGUGAGACGGAGUGGAGUUGAUUUUUUUUAAUGGCGGAGAAGCUUCGUCGCAUGCCAUGGGAGCCGCUCCUUUGUUAGGCUCUUGGUUUAAUGAAUCUGGCCUCCGGCAGCCAACAUAGCGAUCUUAUGCCGGGAAACAAGUAUAAUAAUCGGAGUCAGAACAGGGUUGAUAGGCUGCUGCGAGUGAGGGAACUCAGGAAGCUUAGCAAAGCAUUUAACAUCGAAGAAGAUGAUGCAGCUGGAAGCAGGGAGGUUAAUAACGGAAUUGAUUGCUCCCGGGAGGCUGAUCACCUGCCUGAGGAUGAGAUGGGAGGUGCAGAGUACACGCGAGAGCAUGAGGAAGCAGGGAUAGAGACGGCUCCCCAAGUUGCCAUGAGGGUUCUGGGGGAUGGAUGCAGAGCUUCGGAAGGGAAGCCCAUGAAGCAGAGGCUGCUGGUGGUGGCGAACCGGCUACCUGUGUCGGCUGUUCGUCGUGGUGAAGAUUCGUGGUCGCUGGAUAUCAGCGCCGGUGGUCUUGUCAGUGCUCUGCUCGGUGUGAGGGAUGUUGAUGCUAAAUGGAUUGGAUGGGCUGGUGUAAAUGUGCCGGAUGAAAUUGGGCAGAGGGCACUUACAAAAGCACUGGCUGAGAAGAGAUGUAUUCCGGUUUUUCUUGAUGAAGAAAUAGUUCAUCAAUAUUACAAUGGCUACUGUAAUAAUAUUCUAUGGCCUCUUUUUCACUAUCUGAGUCUUCCCCAAGAAGAACGACUCGCCACAACUCGCAGCUUCCAGUCUCAGUUUGACGCAUAUAAAAGGGCGAACCAGAUGUUUGCUGAAGUGGUGAAUCAACACUAUGAAGAGGGCGACGUUGUGUGGUGCCAUGAUUAUCACCUUAUGUUUCUUCCAAAAUGCCUUAAGGAUUUUGACAGCAGGAUGAAAGUUGGUUGGUUCCUUCACACACCUUUUCCUUCCUCGGAGAUUCACAGGAUGCUGCCAUCUCGUUCUGAGCUGCUUAGAUCUGUUCUUGCUGCUGAUUUAGUUGGUUUUCACACAUACGACUAUGCAAGACACUUUGUAAGUGCUUGUACUCGAAUACUUGGACUUGAGGGUACACCAGAAGGAGUGGAAGAUCAGGGAAAGCUGACACGGGUGGCUGCGUUUCCCAUCGGCAUAGACUCCGACCGGUUUAAGCGAGCUCUUGAGCUCCCAGCAGUUAAAGUUCACAUCAACGAAUUAACCCAAAGAUUUACUGGUAGGAAGGUCAUGCUCGGUGUUGAUCGUCUUGAUAUGAUAAAAGGGAUCCCUCAAAAAAUUUUGGCUUUUGAGAAGUUCCUUGAGGAAAAUUCAGUAUGGCGUGAUAAAGUUGUCUUGCUACAAAUUGCAGUACCUACAAGAACGGAUGUUCCCGAGUAUCAAAAGCUUACCAGUCAAGUACAUGAAAUAGUUGGACGCAUAAACGGACGGUUCGGUACUCUAACUGCUGUUCCUAUACAUCACUUGGAUCGCUCCCUUGACUUUUACGCAUUAUGUGCUCUAUAUGCUGUUACUGAUGUUGCUCUCGUAACAUCACUAAGAGAUGGCAUGAAUCUCGUAAGUUAUGAGUUUGUAGCCUGCCAGGGUGCCAAAAAGGGUGUAUUGAUACUAAGUGAGUUUGCAGGAGCAGCACAGUCUCUGGGAGCUGGUGCCUUACUUGUAAAUCCAUGGAACAUCACAGAGGUUGCUAAUUCAAUAGUCUAUGCAUUGAACAUGCCUCCUGAUGAGAGAGAAAAGCGCCACAGGCACAAUUAUGCCCAUGUAACUACUCAUACAGCCCAAGACUGGGCAGAAACUUUUGUAAGUGAACUCAAUGAUACUGUUGCUGAAGCUCAGCUAAGAACAAGACAGGUUCCACCAGCACUGCCUUCCGAAUUAGCAAUUAAUCAAUAUUUGCAGUCCAAGAAUCGACUUUUGAUACUGGGUUUUAAUUCAACUCUAACAGAACCGGUUGAGUCUUCUGGAAGGAGAGGUGGAGAUCAAAUCAAAGAAAUGGAGCUUAAGUUGCACCCGGAGUUAAAAGGCCCAUUGGCAACAUUGUGCAACGAUCCGAAGACUACCAUUAUUGUCCUUAGUGGAAGUGACAGAAGUGUCCUGGAUGAUAAUUUUGGUGAGUAUAACAUGUGGUUGGCAGCAGAAAAUGGAAUGUUUUUGCGUCUUACUGAUGGAGAUUGGAUGACAACAAUGCCAGAGCAUCUAAAUAUGGAUUGGGUUGACAGUGUAAAGCAUGUUUUCGAGUAUUUCACGGAAAGAACACCAAGGUCUCAUUUUGAACAUCGGGAGACAUCACUAGUCUGGAACUACAAGUAUGCAGAUGUUGAUUUCGGAAGGCUCCAAGCAAGGGAUAUGCUACAACAUCUGUGGACAGGCCCAAUUUCUAAUGCAGCUCUUGAUGUUGUCCAAGGUAGCAGGUCAGUUGAGGUUCGUUUCGUGGGAGUGACAAAGGGUGCCGCAAUCGAUCGGAUAUUGGGAGAAAUUGUUCACAGCAAGAACAUGAGUGUGCCGAUAGAUUACGUUUUAUGCAUCGGUCGCUUUCUUGGAAAGGACGAAGAUAUCUACACAUUCUUCGAGCCGGAGCUCCCAUCCGAACCCUUAGCCUGCUCCAGAUCAAAAACAGCAGAAAUUUUCAAAUCAUCUGCCGAGAAGAGGAACACAGGGAAGCCUUCCAACAUCAAAAACACCAUGAGAGUCUCUCAUGGAAGGAACCAGAAGGGCUCCUUUUCAUUAGAAAGGAAGGCUUCGUCCUCAUCUUCUUCAUCAUCGCCAUCACUAUCAUCAUCAUCAUCCAACCACAACCACAAUAAUAACAAUCUAAACCCCUCGAAAUCGGCUCAAGACACCUCUUCCUGGCACGAAGGAUUCUCCGUGCUCGAUCUCAAGGGUGACAACUACUUCUCCUGCGCUGUCGGAAGGAAGCGGUCGAGCGCGAGGUACCUUCUCAACUCCUCAGAGGACGUCGUGCUGUUUUUGAAGGAAUUAGCGGAGUCAUGCACCCAAAAUGGUUUUGUUAAUCCUAGCAACCAUUUCUUGAAUGCUGAUAGGAUGAGAUGAGAGGUAUUGUAUUACAGAAGGUGUCGUGUGUGCCCCCCCCGUUUGACUGUGGAAAGAAAGCUUGUUUUUUUGCAGGCAAUGUUUUUGCAGGGAAGGGGCUUUAGAGGAAUGGAGCAUUCUUAGGUAUUCUAUAAUGUUUUAUAUUUUAUGUGUUAUUCAUAAUGUUAAUCACGGUUAAUUUGGUAA